AUGACAUCUGAAAAACAGCAAAAUCUGACAGUUUUUAAAAUUCAAGGAUUUACUGAUAUUCCAGAACUUCAGCUUCCGAUCUUUUCACUAUUUCUCUUCAUAUACUGUAUCAUUAUCGGGAGCAAUCUAACAAUUUUCUUGGUUAUUUUGUGUGAUUCUUACCUUCACACCCCCAUGUAUAUAUUUUUGAUGAACAUUUCGGUCAUUGAUAUCGCCAAUGCUUCGAACAUACUACCAAAGUUAUUGAAUAUUCUGCUUACGCGGCACAAGACCAUUUUAUUUCUAGAAUGUAUCAUUCAGAUGUAUUUCUUUAUAUCUCUGACAUCCACUGAAAUUCUCCUGCUUGCAGCUAUGGCAUAUGAUCGGUAUGUGGCCAUCUGUCACCCCCUUCAUUAUUUAACUAUGAUGGAUUUAAGGCACACAGCAGCAUUUGCAGUAAUCUCGUGGGCCGUCGCCUUUCUGGAUCCCAUUGGACAUGCCGUUCUUGUAUCGAAAAUGUCUUAUUGCGGCUCACAUAUCAUUGACCAUUUUUUUUGUGAUGUUACACCAUUGCUGAAGCUCUCCUGCAGUGACACCUCAAAAAUGGAUAUUUUAAAUGUAUUUGAUGGUACAUUUAUAGCAUUCCCAGCAUUUUUUCUUACCUUAACCUCAUAUGUGUUUAUUAUCUCCACUGUUCUGAAAAUAAAAUCGGCCGAAGGUCAACGUAAAGCAUUUUCUACAUGUACCUCCCAUCUCACAUGCGUAACUAUAUUUUAUGGAACCCUUAUAUCUUUGUAUAUGAGACCUACAUCAAGCUACUCUCCAAGACAGGACAGAUACUUUGCCCUUCUAUACGUUGUCUUGAUUCCUUUGUUAAACCCUGUUAUUUACACUUUAAAAAACCAAGAUGUUAAAGAUGCUUUAAGGAAACUUAUGAAGAAGGUAAUGUUUGUUGAAAAGUACAAAUAA
Spea bombifrons (plains spadefoot toad) is the source of this 948-nucleotide messenger RNA. RefSeq names its product olfactory receptor 1019-like. Gene Ontology annotation, biological process: G protein-coupled receptor signaling pathway. The record is from RefSeq and is a predicted model, not a curated record. The transcript has a single exon. The coding region runs from base 1 to 948 and encodes 315 amino acids. Lineage: Eukaryota; Metazoa; Chordata; Amphibia; Anura; Pelobatidae. Gene Ontology annotation, molecular function: G protein-coupled receptor activity; olfactory receptor activity. Gene Ontology annotation, cellular component: membrane.